Molecule: messenger RNA, 2588 nt
Organism: Ceratosolen solmsi marchali
Lineage: Eukaryota; Metazoa; Arthropoda; Insecta; Hymenoptera; Agaonidae
Gene: Pbp95
Product: proximal sequence element A Pbp95
Exons: 5
Coding region: 9-2588 (859 amino acids)
Biological process (GO): snRNA transcription by RNA polymerase III; snRNA transcription by RNA polymerase II
Cellular component (GO): snRNA-activating protein complex
Molecular function (GO): RNA polymerase II cis-regulatory region sequence-specific DNA binding; RNA polymerase III type 3 promoter sequence-specific DNA binding
Source: RefSeq, a predicted model, not a curated record
UAAUAAUCAUGAGUGAUGAUGAAGAUAAUCAAUCUUUAAUAGAUGAAAUUCAGGCCUUAGAAGAUGCAUUAGAUCAAAGACGAACUUUAAGCAAUAAGGAAUUUGCUUCAACAAGUGGUAUUUCAAAUAUAAAUACUUUAAAAUUAGAAAUAAAAUUUGGACACAAUCAUAGUAAUAUUUAUGUCGAUGAAGGUGAUCUUGUUAUUGAUGAUUUUUAUGAGAAUUAUGAUUGCAAAGAUUUACAAGAUUUAUUAGAAUUAAAUAAGAAAUUAAUUGAAUCUCUUUUAUUAACACGUGAUAAUGUUAUUAAUCUUCUUGAAGAAUGUUUGAAAAGACAGCAAUUAAUUGAGGAACAAAUUUCGAAAGAUACAUCAUCGUGGUAUACUAAAAUAGUUACAUUUAAUGCUGGUAUGCCUUAUUUUAAGGAUCAAAAAUAUUUUACACCGAAGCAAAAUGAGGAUACAAUAACUAAAAUACGAAAUGGUGAAUUACGCUUGACGGAACUUCAACGCAUUCAUCGUUGGAAUCAAAUGGAUAAGAGUAAUUUAUUAAAAGCUAUAAGGCAUGAAGUAACACUAACUUUAUUAAACAAAGAUGAACCUGAUGAAGUGUAUAUUGAUAAUUCAAUUACUAAGACAAGUCAGCUCCCUAGUGAUGUGAAAAAAGCUAUUGGAUCUUUAGGUUCAAUGAAAUUUGAUUGGUUAAAAAUAGCUAAUAACAUUCCUGAUAAUAAGCACAAUGCAGAAGAAUGUGAAGUUAUGUGGAAUGUUUUUCUACAUCCUGACAUUAAUAAACAAAAAUGGACUAAGAAAGAAGAUAAAGAUUUAAAUCGCAUAGUAGAAGAAUAUGAAUUUGAGGAUUGGGAUAAUAUUGCCACAGCCUUAAAAACAAAGCGUAGUGGUUAUCAGUGCUUUGUUCGAUAUAAUACAAACAAUUGGAAAAAUCUCAUGAAAGGUCAAUUUUGGUCUCCAAUUGAUGAUAAUACUCUUAUUUAUUUAGUAACUCAAUUAAAGAUUGGAGAUUAUAUUCCAUGGGGAUACAUUGCUAGCUGUAUGAGUAAUUGGACAAAACAACAGGUAUACUUUCGUUGGACAUAUAGUUUAGCAUCACAUUUAAAGAAAGGAAGAUUUUCAAAAGAAGAAGACCAAAAAUUGAUAGAUGCAGUAACAAAGUAUGGGCCAAAUUUUAGCAAAAUAUCUGCUUUGGUAAUGACUAAUAGGACUAAUAUUCAGUUAAAAGAACAUUUUCAAACCUUAACAGCAAGAAAUUGUAAAAUUAAAAAGAUUUGGACAGUAGAAGAAGAUGCAUUACUUAUUGAACUUAAAAAAAAAUAUGGUUCAAACUGGGUAAGAAUUGCUAAAGAAAUGCCAGAUGUUACCAGAGUUCAAGCUAGACAACGUUAUACAUUAUUGAUUAGAUAUCAGCAAAAAGGAGUUCGUUUGGAACAAAUCAACCGAAACGAAAAUCCAGAAGAUACAAUAUCAACUCACACCACUGUUACAUACACUACUAAUACACCUUGGUCUCGGGAAAAUAAAGAAAUAUUCAUUAAAUAUUUAAAGAUUGAUGAUCAACUUAUAAAUUUUUUUAAAAAAGAUAAUAUACUUAGAAGAAAGUUUGAGCUACAAAGAAAAUCGUAUCACCCUGAAAAGUUAAAAGAACAUACGAAAAAACUUUAUAACAUAUUAUUAAAAUUGAAUGCUAACUUAGAUGUACCAGAUUAUAUUACUGAUGAAAUGGAAUUAAGUGAAUUAAAUCAACAACUCUUAGCAUCUUUACAAUAUUAUGUUCGUAAACGAAAAACGUAUUUUAGUAAAGAUGUUGAACGUAUUAGGCUACAAAUGUUUGGUCCUCAAGACCCAGUACAAGAUAAACAACGAUUUAUACCUGCUUUACCAUUCAACUUUCGUCUUCCAAAACAUAAAAGAAAUAGUUCUAAUACAAUUAAUUUUAAUUUAGAUAUAAGAGAAUUUCAUCAAACAGAACUUAUUAUGAUGUUCGAACCCAAUAGGUAUGUGAGAGAAUAUCUUGGAGAAGACAUGGAAAAUCAAUUUGAAAAAUUAAAGAAAACUAUAACAGUUAAUGCACAAAAACCAGAAAAGAUUUACUCAUUAAAAUGUAAAUCAUUUGCUAAUUCAAUUUUAUUUGAUAAUCAUCAAAAUGAUAUAUUUAGAAGAUCUUCGAUUGCUAUACAAAAUAAAAAAUAUGACUGGGAAUCAAAUAGAAUGAUUUCUAAAAAUUCAUUUAAAGAAAAAGUGAUAACUGAUAAUAUUUCUAUUCCAAUAAUAGAACCUAAUAGAACCACGCUUCAGGCCUAUCAAGAACUUUUACUUAUAUCUGGAACUUUUCCUUCAGAGUCAAGUGAAAUGAAUUCAGAUUAUAAAUUAACUCCCAGAGGUCGUGAAGCUUUAUAUUUAUUCAAAAAACGUUAUGAACAAUUAUUUCAUGUUCCUACUGGAUUAUCAAGAAUUAUACCACCAGAUACUGUCGAUGAAAGUGCAUUUUUGCCAGCACUAGAAAAAUUGCAAAAAAAAAAUGUUAAAAGAAAGCGCUUAAAAAAAAUAAUUAAAAUACUAAAAGACAAAUAA